Molecule: messenger RNA, 843 nt
Organism: Sodiomyces alkalinus F11
Lineage: Eukaryota; Fungi; Ascomycota; Sordariomycetes; Glomerellales; Plectosphaerellaceae
Product: ribosomal protein S5
Exons: 4
Coding region: 46-843 (265 amino acids)
Biological process (GO): translation
Cellular component (GO): cytosolic small ribosomal subunit; ribosome
Molecular function (GO): structural constituent of ribosome; RNA binding
Source: RefSeq, a predicted model, not a curated record
CCGACGACAACCCCCUUUUUUCCACAACAGUCGACCAUCACAAUCAUGGCUGAUCGAGGCAGCGUUGCCCCUCGCGGUGGAGGUUUCGGUGCCCGAGGUGGCGAUCGCGGUCGUGGCGGCGAUCGGGGUCGUGGCCGUGGUCGUGGACGCGGCCGUGGCCGUGGCAGACCCGACGAGAAGGAGUGGCAGCCCGUCACCAAGCUCGGCCGUCUCGUCAAGGCCGACAAGAUCAGCAGCAUGGAGGAGAUCUAUCUGCACUCUCUCCCCAUCAAGGAGUACCAGAUUGUCGACAAAUUCCUGCCUACCCUCAAGGAUGAGGUCAUGAAGAUCAAGCCCGUCCAGAAGCAGACCCGUGCCGGUCAGCGUACCCGGUUUAAGGCUAUUGUCAUCAUUGGCGACAGCGCCGGCCACGUCGGUCUGGGCAUCAAGACUUCCAAGGAAGUCGCCACUGCCAUCCGCGCCGCCAUCAUCAUCGCUAAGCUGAGCGUCAUCCCCGUCCGUCGUGGUUUCUGGGGUACCAACCUUGGUCAACCCCACUCUCUUCCCUGCAAGCAGUCGGGCAAGUGCGGUUCCGUCACCGUCCGUCUCAUCCCUGCCCCCCGUGGUACUGGCCUCGUUGCCUCCCCCGCCGUCAAGCGUCUCCUCCAGCUCGCCGGUGUCGAGGACGCCUACACCUCCUCGGCCGGUUCGACCAAGACCCUCGAGAACACCCUCAAGGCCACCUUCGCCGCCGUCGCCAACACCUACGGCUUCCUCACCCCCAACCUCUGGAAGGAGACCAAGCUCGUCCGGAGCCCGUUGGACGAGUACGCCGACACCCUCAGGGCAGGCAAGAAGUACUAA